CCGCCCCGCAGCCAGGCCCCGCACCUUCCCCAGGCCCCGCGCGGCCGCCCCGCCGCCAUGGACCUGUUGUUUGGGCGCCGGAAGACUCCGGAGGAGCUGCUGCGCCAGAACCAGCGGGCCCUGAACCGCGCCAUGCGAGAGCUGGACCGGGAGCGACAGAAGCUGGAGACCCAGGAGAAGAAAAUCAUUGCAGACAUCAAGAAGAUGGCGAAGCAGGGCCAGAUGGACGCCGUGCGCAUCAUGGCUAAAGAUCUGGUGCGCACCCGCCGCUACGUGCGCAAGUUUGUGCUGAUGCGCGCAAACAUCCAGGCUGUGUCCCUCAAGAUCCAGACGCUCAAGUCUAACAACUCAAUGGCGCAAGCCAUGAAGGGCGUCACCAAGGCCAUGGGCACCAUGAAUAGACAGCUCAAGUUGCCCCAGAUCCAGAAAAUCAUGAUGGAGUUUGAGCGACAGGCUGAGAUCAUGGACAUGAAGGAGGAGAUGAUGAAUGAUGCCAUCGAUGACGCCAUGGGUGAUGAGGAAGACGAAGAGGAGAGCGAUGCUGUGGUGUCCCAGGUCCUGGACGAGCUGGGACUCAGCCUGACAGAUGAGUUGUCAAACCUCCCCUCCACUGGAGGCUCGCUCAGUGUGACUGCCACUGGGAAGAAAGCAGAGGCUGCAGCCUCAGCCUCAGCCCUGGUAGAUGCCGACGCAGAUCUGGAGGAAAGGCUCAAGAAUCUGCGGAGGGACUGAUUGCUUUCAAGACUCCACUCCCCCCAACCCCAACCCUUGGGAAUCCAGCGACAGCCCGUUUUCACUAUACCCCUGCAAAAUAAAAGACUGGACACUAGGUUCCUGAGACUCUGUGGCCGCGUAU
This is a messenger RNA of Talpa occidentalis (Iberian mole), 856 nucleotides long. RefSeq names its product charged multivesicular body protein 2A (gene CHMP2A). The record is from RefSeq and is a predicted model, not a curated record. Gene Ontology annotation, cellular component: ESCRT III complex; multivesicular body. The transcript has 5 exons. Lineage: Eukaryota; Metazoa; Chordata; Mammalia; Eulipotyphla; Talpidae. The coding region runs from base 58 to 732 and encodes 224 amino acids. Gene Ontology annotation, biological process: late endosome to vacuole transport; protein transport; endosome transport via multivesicular body sorting pathway.